This is a messenger RNA of Mytilinidion resinicola, 5106 nucleotides long. RefSeq lists its product as uncharacterized. Gene Ontology annotation, cellular component: chromatin; nucleus. The transcript has 9 exons. The coding region runs from base 74 to 4819 and encodes 1581 amino acids. The record is from RefSeq and is a predicted model, not a curated record. Gene Ontology annotation, molecular function: histone binding; ATP hydrolysis activity; DNA binding. NCBI's taxonomy places the organism in Eukaryota, Fungi, Ascomycota, Dothideomycetes, Mytilinidiales, Mytilinidiaceae. Gene Ontology annotation, biological process: nucleosome organization; regulation of transcription by RNA polymerase II.
ACCUCGUCUCCCGACUCCACCACCAACACCCCCGAGCGGGCCUUCUGUCGCCUCUACUGAGGGUGUCUGAGCCAUGGACUCCGCGUCCAUCACGAUGCCCUCUCCUCCGUAUCCUAAUACAUCUAUGCCCCUUACAAAUGGCCACUUGUCGCCUCUCGCCGUCACUGUCACGAAUGCCGACGACAUGGCCUCCCACAGCGAAAGCGAACUCUCCGACAUCAAGGAUCCCAUCGCCGAAGACUUGUCCUCCGAGGACGAACCCGAAGGAGACUCGUACGAUGUACCUAUGGCAGAUGUCGGGACAUCCGACACUUCCGAAGACGAAGAUGCUGAGGGGGAAGCCGAUGGCGACUACGAUUCGGAGACACCGCCAUUUGGUCAGCUAGAAGACAGCCGGGCGCUGAGUUCAUCGUCGGAGGAGGAAAGGAGACCCCCGAAGCGGAAAGCAAGUGUUGAAGAGGACGAGAUAUCCCAGAACCCAGAGCUAUAUGGCCUACGACGAAGCGGCCGCCCUCGUCUCAACCAUCGUCGCAUCGUCGAAAGCAGCGAUGAAGACGAUAAAGCCGCUUCAGAUGUUCGACGGAAGCGGCAGAAGACUUCUUCCCGAAAAGCGUCGCAUCAACCUACUCCUACCCUCCAUUCAACAGCCGAAUCCGAGUCCGAAUCAGACACCUAUGUGGGCGCUCGGCGAAACGUCCCUACCAAGAAGCAGCGACAGCGUCAAUUGCAAGUCGCAGCUGGCCUGCUACCUCCCUCACAUGGCGAAAUACGCUUUUCGGCAAGGCAAACCAAGCCAGUCACCAACUACAAUGAGGACGAGGACGAAGACAUGUUCGAAGAGGACGAUGAUGAGACUACACCGGCCUAUUGGGAGACUGUGGUUGAGGAUACUUCCCCUGCGAUUGAUGUCGUCUUGGACCAUCGGCCGCAAGAAGGGACUGAAGUCGAUCCUGCUAUGGCUACUAAGAAAGACUUUGAAUAUCUUAUCAAAUGGCAAGGGAAGGCUCACUACCACUCCACAUGGGAGCCCUUUGAAACGGUUGCCAAUUACCGUGGCUUUCGCAAGCUCGAAAACUACUUCCGCAAGGUCAUCAACGUUGAUUUGGGUUUUCAGUAUCGGCAGAAAGAAGAGCCCGAGGAGUACGAGAAAUACAAGAUUGAACGGGAGAUGCAGAAGAGUGCGCUUUCGGACUACCAAUUAGUCGAGCGUGUAAUCGGCUCUCGUCAAGGCGACGAGGGCACCGAGUACUUCGUCAAGUGGAAAACUUUGACUUACGACUUCUGUACCUGGGAAGACGCUACUCUGAUUAGCAACUUAUCUCAACUCGAGAUCGAUCGUUACCUCGACAGGUCUUCGAAGUUACCCUCCUCGAACACGAAGGAGUCCAACAUUGCUACACGAAGCAAGUUUGUCCGCCUGACGGAACAACCCGACUAUAUCAAACAUGGCGAACUCAGAUCCUUUCAGCUUCAUGGAGUCAAUUUCCUUGCUCACAACUGGUGCCGCGGGAACAAUGUCAUCCUCGCAGACGAGAUGGGUCUUGGUAAAACCGUCCAGACUGUCGCUUUCAUGAACUGGCUUCGUCAUGACCGAGGUCAAGAAGGGCCCUUCAUCUGCGUGGUGCCUCUAUCCACGAUGCCGGCAUGGGCUGAUACUUUCAACAAUUGGACCCCAGACAUCAACUAUGUUGUCUACACCGGCAAUAAUAGUGCCCGUGAAAUCAUCAAGAGCUACGAGCUUCUUGUUGACCGGGACAACCUGCGAAAGGUGAAGUUCAAUGUUCUCCUCACGACGUAUGAGUACGUGCUUGCCGACUGGCAGUGGCUGUCUCAAUUGAAAUGGCAAUUCCUCGCCGUGGACGAAGCCCAUCGACUGAAGAAUCGCGAGUCACAGCUUUACGCCAAGUUAUUAGAGUUCAAAGCACCAAGUCGCCUUUUCAUCACCGGCACUCCCAUACAAAACACUUUGGGCGAACUGUCCGCUCUCAUGGACUUCCUCAUGCCUGGAACGAUGAACAUUGAUGAGAACAUUGACCUCCAGUCCGAAGAUGCAAGUCGGAGGAUAGCUGAGCUUAGCGACGCUAUCAAACCAUACAUGAUCCGGCGCACCAAAGAAAAGGUUGAAAACGAUCUUCCACCGAAAUCUGAAAAGAUUCUCCGUGUGGAGCUGUCUGAUAUCCAGCUCGAGUACUACAAGAACAUCCUGACGAGGAAUUACGAAGCUCUCAACGAGGGCGUCAAGGGACAAAAGCAAUCGCUACUGAACAUCAUGAUGGAGUUGAAGAAAGCUAGCAAUCAUCCUCUCAUCUUUGCGAACGCAGAGGCGAAGUUGAUCAGUCCGAACGCCAGCAAAGACGAAACUUUGAAGAUUCUCAUCACGACUAGCGGCAAGAUGAUGCUUCUUGACCAACUUCUCACCAAAUUAAAAAAAGACGGCCAUCGAGUCCUAAUCUUCAGUCAAAUGGUGCAAAUGCUUAACAUUCUGACGGACUACCUGAGACUGCGGAACUACGCCUUUCAGCGUUUAGACGGUACCGUUCCUGCGAGCGAUCGUAAGAUUGCUAUUGACCAUUUCAAUGCGCCCGGCAGCGACGACUUCUGCUUCCUCCUCUCGACUCGAGCAGGUGGUCUCGGUAUCAAUUUGAUGACAGCGGACACCGUUAUCUUGUUCGAUUCCGACUGGAAUCCACAAGCAGAUUUGCAGGCUAUGGCUCGCGCUCAUCGGAUUGGCCAAAAGAACCCUGUCAGCAUUUACCGGCUCGUAUCCAAAGACACCGUUGAAGAAGAGAUCCUUGAGCGUGCAAGAAACAAGCUGAUGCUUGAGUUCAUUACCAUACAGCGUGGUGUGACCGACAAGUCUGACAAGGAGAUAUCGGAAAAGAUUGCACGAGCGAAAGAUGCCGUCACUGAACCUACCUCUGCAGAUGAAAUCAACCGCAUCCUCAAAAAACGUGGACAGAAAAUGUUCGAGCAAUCUGGCAACCAAAAGAAACUCGAAGAGCUUGAUAUCGACGCCGUCCUGGAGAAUGCUGAAGAACAUAAGACAGAACAAGCACCAGGUCUUACUUCGGACGGCGGCGAUGAGUUUCUCAAAGCUUUCGAAUAUACAGACGUCAAGAUUGACCUCGAGUGGGAUGACAUUAUUCCGAAGGAAGACCUCGAUGCCAUUAAGGCAGAAGCUCAACGACGCAAGGAAGAAGAAGAGACCAAGAGGUUACUUGAGGAAAGCGCACCCAGAAAGCGCAAGGCUGCAAACCAAGAUGAACGCGAGCAGCGUGCUGCAAAGAAGCGAGCUCGGGAGAUGCAGCAACAAGCAGUUGACAGUGCAUCUGGAGAUGAGUCUAGCACCGACAACGAUCCCAAGCGGCCUCUCAGCGGCAAGGAAACCCGAAACCUCAUCCGAGCAUACGAGCGUUACGGUUCACUUGAUGAUCGUGGCGAGGAGAUGAUUCGAACCGCGAAACUUACCGGUCGCGACCCCGAGGUCUUGAAAGCGACGCUGGACGAUGUCAUUGCCACGAGCCAGAGACUUUUGAAAGAAGAGCAGACAAGACUAGAGACAAUAGAGAAGGAAGCUAAGAGGGUUUUAACAAAGAAGGACAAGAAGGCAGUACUCUUCGAUUAUCAAAGUGUGAAGCGGUUGAACGCUGAGACGAUCAUGGAACGGCCAGUCGAGAUGCGCAUGAUUAAGAAGGCAACGGAGGCUGCACCUGAUUGGAGAAACUUCCGCGUUCCUGAUGCCAUCAAGCCUGCCAACUACACUUGUCCAUGGGGUGCGCGAGAAGACGGCAUGCUUUGUGUGGGCAUUGCACGACAUGGGUAUGGCGCAUGGGUUGCUAUUCGAGACGACACCGAGCUUGGCAUGGCGGACAAGUUCUACUUGGAAGAGCAUCGCGUCGACAAGAAGGAGGAACGUAGCAAGGCUGAAGACAAGAACGCGAAGUCGCCCGGAGCAGUCCAUUUAGUCCGCAGGGCCAAUUACCUGCUGACUGUGCUCAAGGAGCAGACUGGAGCGAAUCCCAACGCCAAACGACUCAUUGAGAAUCAUCAUCGCAACAACAAGAAGAAUGCGCUCGGUCGACGGACUGAGAAGGCUCCUGCUGGGUCUGCUAGCCCUGCGUCGAGCAACAACGUGCGCAAGGCUCCACGUGAGUCCGAGAAAGCUCGGAUGCGAGCGCAUAGCAACGCGGAGCACCGUCACAGCGAGAGCCGUGGCGACAGUCGAUCUCAUGAGCACGGCGUCAUGGAUCAUCGUCACCGUCUUUCGGAACACCACCCUCGCUCAAGUAGUGACCGGAGAGGACCGCAGAACGACCGAGUCGGUACGCCUGAAAGCAAGCGAAAAGUCAGUGACCAUGGCGACCGGAUCAAGCACGUCAAAAGUGAAGAUCAGAGUUCGAAGCACAGGAACUCUGAGGAGCGUCACCAUCAGCACCACCGCAGUCUGGACUCGACGCCGAAUGGCAUCGUGAAGCCGGAGCUGGAUGAGUACGCAAACAACAAGCUUCGGGGGAUUCGUGACCAUCUCGACCGUCUUAGCAAGGCAAACGCGAAGACGUAUCCGAACAAAGAGGGCCUCAUCAAGGUUCUCAAGAUGGAGCUGAUUGCGGUUGGGAACUUCAUUCGCGCAGAGUCUCGGGACCAGCCAAACCUCGAGAGUCGAUUAUGGGAGACGGUCACCACUAGGUACUGGCCGAACAAGAAGGCCAACGUGGCUCAAAUCAAAGGGAUGUAUAACAACCUUGUCAACAAGGAGAGCGGCAAGCCUCCUGCCCCUAAAGCGAAUGGACAGUCCAACGGAGCAGCAACGAACAUUUAGGGGGCAUUUUCUUUCCUGGUCAUACAUUGAACGGGUGUUUCAGCUUCUUACAGGCGGUUUACAUCUGACGAGUAGCAUAGCGAUGGUGUUGGUGAUUUGGUUUCCGGGACUUUCUUCGACUCUGCAUGCAUGAACACGAUCACAUCGGGCGGCGCAGGCAUGUCAUGGCGAUAGAGCUUUGGCUCUCACAUCGUCUCUCCUUCUCAAAUCUGUGCGGGCGUUGGCAAGCGCACUAAAAUAUGGCAGAGUACGACAUGCUGUCGCUAGUACACUGAAUCAAGGCGGAG